GAAAGUCAGCGCCAUUGUGGCGUAAGCACAACUUGAGGGAAAAGUAGUUCUAAGAGAAAAUGGAACGUUUCGCCGUUUUAAGUGAAAAUUAUUAAUGUAAGUGAUGAAAAAAGGUUAAAAUAGGUUUAGCAUAUUUCGAAUAAUGUCGAUAGUGUCCAAGUGUGUGUUAGAAAUGCAUUAAUUUAGAGAUGAAAAUAUGAUGGCGUAGUAAUCGGACCUUUACCCAUAACCUCCUUUCGUGUUAUUGGAGUAGAGAUACGGAAUUAAGUUGUGUGUCAGAUGUGUCCAUCAUUUUGGAUUAUUGAAAAAGUUUGGUGGCGUUAUUUAUUUACAGAAUUUAGAGUGUGAUUUAGUGAUUAAUCUAGUAUGUGUUUACAAGGACCAGGGUGCAAAUUGGGCUCCCAAAAUGAAGGAAAGCAUCCGUUGCUGACUUUAACGGCGGGGUGUUGGCAACGAUCGGCCGUGCCGUGCAACGAUCGCCGCAGCCGCAGCCGUUUUUCUUAACAUGGCUGCAACGCAGGCCGAAAACCAAGAAAAUGACGUGAAUAGUGAGAAAGUGCAAAAGGAUCAGCAGCAUCUGAAUGUGCGGAAUUCCUUGUUGUUACAAAAUGGGACCGAUAAGAGCGGUGUUCGCGGAGCUGCUGCCACUGCCAGUGCCAGUGCCGCCACUGUAGCCACUGUAGUGCACCACACAAAGGCUAAAAGCACCGGCAAAGCCGCCAACAAACUAAACGCUAACGAUAUGAGCCAAUACAACCGACAACAAGACGGCGGUGGAGCUGGUGCUGCUGGUGCCGCCUCAGCAGCCGCUGCCACGGGCCCCCCGCCGCCGCCACCGACGGGACCCCCGCAGGCCACGCCGCCGCCGACGUCGCCGCCGCCGACAAACGCAAACCAGGGAGCCGCCACCGGUUCAGCGCCUCCUCCUCCUCCUCCUCCUCCUCGCUCACCUCAGACCGCCACUCUCUCUUCUCAAUCUCCAAACGAACCGCCGCCCAACACGGCCGCGGCUUCCGGUUCUGCCGCCGGCAAUAACGGCCAGACCAAUCAACCGCCGCCGGCGGAACCGGCGGAACAUCCACAUCCGGCUCCGGAUACACAAAACAUGUAUCCGGCGACGACGGAAGGGGCUCCGCCACCGAUGCCGCUGCCGCCACAGCAACAGCAUCACGGCCCACCGUCGGGGGGCCCGGGCCCCGAAUCCGCACCGCCGCACGGUGGUUACGGUGCUUAUCCGCCAUACGGCAGGGACGUUCAUAGUAUACAUAACAGUGCUUCAGUACCGGCACCGGCUGGUGGUGGCCCUAAUGGUCCGCCACAACAGCAGCAGCAGCAGCAAGAAGGUGGCGGCGGUGUGCACGCGUUCGGUCCGCGACAACCUUUUGCCGGACAGGCACCUGGGGCUAAGCAGAUACCGCCGCCCCAUCCGCAUCAGCAACAAGCACACCAACCCCAUCGUUUUGUCGCCGGCCAACCCACCGGUCCGACACCGACACUUAACGAACUUCUCCAGAGAAACAACAACGCGUUUAUGUGCAACACAAACAAUUACGAUCCUUACAAGGGUUGGUCGUCGCAAAAGCAGCAUCCCCAGACAUAUGGGCAACCAGCAGGUCCUCCUGCACCUUACAGAACACAACCAGCUCUGUCGCCGGCAUACGGCGGCGGAGGUCCGGCGCCUAGCCCCGGCUACGGCGAAGGCAGAGCUGGUUGGCCGGGCGGUCCAGGGGGUCCAGGGCCAGGUCCUGGCCCCGGUCCCGGUCCUGGGCCCGGUAGUCCGGGACAAGCUGGAGCGGGCGGAACUCCUGUGAGCCAGCCGUCUCCGCAGCCUUCGCAACCGCCCAGCCAUUCGCCAGGACCUGGACCUGGGCCCGGGAUGCCGGCAAGCCCUCAGCACCAGCCGCAGUCGCAUCAAGGGUUCAAUCCGAACAGGCCGGCACCAGCUACCACGCCGAACGCACAUGCUCCCGAUGCGGCGGAUUUAAGUGGCGGAAAUAGCAACGACAGUAGCGGCGGUCCAGCAGCCCCGGGCACCCCGAAUUCGCAGGGAAUGCGCCCGACGCCGUCUCCGACAGGGUCGACGGGAUCGAGAUCGAUGUCGCCCGCAGUAGGGCAAAACAUUUCCAUUCCACCGCGACCGUCAAGCGGUCAGUCCGAUGGCAGCGGACCCACUCGCAUGAGCCAUUCCCCAAUGGUAUCGCAGAGCAGCUACCAGCCAUCACAUCCGUCUCAUGCUCCUCACGGUUACAAGGCCCAUCCGGGCAUGCUUCCCCAGGCCCAACAAAUGCCUCCUUACCAACAACCAAAUCAGUAUCCUCCCCAAGGGGCCGGUCAAGGUCCUCCCGGCCAAGGCUACCCGCCUCCGCGCCCUCCCCAAAAUUUGUCACAAUAUCCCGGCGGCCCAGGCGGCCCAGCUCAGGGCUACGGCCCCAUGGGCGGCGGUCAACCGCCUCCACCUCAAUCUUCUAAUAACAUGCCUCCAUCGCAAUUUCCAUCCCGACCGGGUUCGAAUCACAUUCAACAAAAUUCCUUUGCGCCUUAUCAACAACAGCAGCAGCAGCAGCAGCAGCAACAGCCACCUCAGCAGCAGCAGCAGCAGCCCCCUUGGCCGGCAGUGUCGAGUGCCGGUUCGAAAGGGAACGGGCCGAAUCCCCCGCAACCGCCCGGAUCUCCGGGUCCGGGAGGUCCGACGCCUCGACAGCCGCACUACCUCAAACACCACCUGCAGCACAAAAUGGGAUUUGCCGGCGGACCCGGAUCCGCGCCUCCCAGUCCCGGGCCGCCGCAACCGAAUUACCACAUGGGACCUCCCGGUUCGGCCGGCCAUCAUCACGGCAUGGGCCCGCCGCCCUCCAUGGGUCCCCCAUCCAGUAGUCCCCUUCUACCGAACAGCCAUCCCAGUCACGACGGGCCCAUGCCACCUCCCAGUUCCACCCCUAAUUCGCAUUCCCAAAUCGGAUCGUCGGAUAUGAUGGACAACGGUAUCACAACGCAAGCCCAAGCCGGCUUAAAUACCCAUGUUACUGCGGCCUCCAGUGGCUCUGUCACCUCGGUCGUAACCACCGGUCCAGAUGGAACGCCGAUUGACGAAGGCUCCCAACAAUCCACCCUAUCAAAUGCAUCAGCCGCUUCAGGUGAAGAUCAUCCCCAGUGCACGACUCCGAAAGGUAAUCGAAGCAGCAGCAAAAACGACAUGCAGCAUUACGGGCAUCCGACAACGCCGCAAAGCACAGUGCCGUCGCCGGGAGCAGCCAGCAUAAAUUCGAUACACGACGAUUACGGAGAAAUAAACAGCCCUAGCUGGCCCAGAACGCCAGCCAGUCCGGUGUUUAACAGUCAUGUGCCUCCAUCGGAUACCUACCGCUCAAAGAAAACCGAUAGCCUAAGCAAACUGUACGAAAUGGACGAGAGCCCAGAGCGAAGAGCUUGGCUGGAUAAGUUGCUCGGUUUCAUGGAGGACAGAAGAACUCCAAUCACCACAUGCCCCACAAUUUCGAAAAAUCCUUUAGAUCUGUUUCGCUUGUAUAUGUUUGUGAAAGAGAGAGGUGGCUUUAUGGAGGUGACGAAAACCAAGACGUGGAAAGAUAUUGCCGGCAUGUUGGGAAUCGGAGCGUCGUCGAGUGCGGCCUACACCCUGCGAAAGCACUACACGAAAAAUCUGCUCGCGUACGAGUGCCAGUUCGACAGGGGCGGCAUCGAUCCGCAGCCGAUCAUCAACCAAGUGGAGGCUAGCUCCAAGAAGAAGGGCGCCAAAGCGGCCUCGGUGCCGUCGCCGGGCUCCUCGAAUUCGCAGGACUCGUUUCCGCCGCCUGGCUCGGGCGGCGCCUCCAUGGACGGCUAUCCGCCCUACGGAUAUCCGCCGCCUUCCGGCAACCCGGAUUACCCGCCUUCGCAGAGGCCUUCGUCGCAGUCUGCUCCCUCGCCUCACGGAGGUUCAGGAGGGGCAAAUCAUUUAAACAGUGCAGCCCCUGGGGGUCCAAGCCCUGCAGGCGGGGCUGCAGACAACGUAAACGUUUCAAAUCCUUUUGACGAUGUCUCCCCGAGUCCAUCACCACGGGGUGGCCCUUUUCCAGGUGGCCCACAUCCUCCCUAUCCUGCGGGCAAUCCACCCAGGCCUUCUUCAGGUCAGAAUUACUCCGGCCAGCCUGGAUAUCAACAAUAUCCAGGUCCCGGUGGUCCGGGCCCAGGGCCCGGGCCUGCCGCGCCCCCAGAUCAGUAUUCUCCGUACUCGACUAGUUCAGGUUAUUCAGCAGCCGUUAGACCAGUGUAUCCUCCAUAUUCAGGUGACUCGGGCGCGCCGCCUCCGUCGUCUCCGAGCAACGCUUCGCAGGGAGGACCGGCGCAGGGACCGACCCCGCAGGACCACUAUCGAUACCAGCAAGGACCGCCCGGCCCCGGAGCCGGCUACCAGCCGCGGCCCAAUUACGUCGCAGCACCAGCGAACGCCGCCGGUCCGCCUGCCUCCUCGCAGCCGCAGCCUCCUUCCGGCCCUCCCGGUGCCGCAGGCGGUCAAGCUGGAGCAGCAGGACCGCCCUAUCCGGACUAUUACAACAGGCCGCCUUGUCCUCCAGAUCAGCAAGGUGCACAGCCUGGUGCAGGUGCUGGUGGGCCUUACCCUGGCGGACCUAGUCCUGGUCCCGGUGGACCUGGCCCAGGUCCUGGCGGGCCUGGAUCCGGUCCCGGUGCGCAAACGCCUAACAAGAACAUGCCGCCACCAGGUGGACCACCAAGGCGCCAUCCAGACUUCGCCAAAGAUCAACCUUACCAACCGUACGGCCAACCAAGAACUCCACACAUGUAUGGAAACUGGCCAAACAACUACCAAAACCGGCCUCUCCAUUACGGAAGCGGACCGGCUGGUCCGCAAGGUCCUCCAACGCAAUGGAAUCCAGGAGGAAGGCCUAGCGGAUCUUGGCCAGGCCAACAGGGUCCAGGCGGCUACGGCCAGUCCGGUCAGCCGCAGCAGCAGCAGCAGCAACAACAGCAGCAGCAACAACAGCAGCAGCAGCAGCAGGGCCAGGCUCCGCCACAGCAACAGCCGCAGACUUGGCAAUCGGCCGGAGGUCCGAACUCGAAUAUGCGCCCUAUAAGAAAACCAUUCCCGCCUCAAAUGAUGCCGCCGGGAGGAGCUAAAGGUCCUCAAGCGCAACCCAUGACCGGCAACUCGUAUUCUCACAACCAAAUGCCGAAAAGGGAGAUUACCUUCCCGCCGGACAGCGUCGAGGCCACCCAUCCGGUCCUGUACAGGCGCAAGAGAUUGUGCAGGUCGGAUCUUGGUCAGGUCGACGCCUGGAGGAUUAUUAUGAGCUUAAGGUCCGGUUUGUUGUCGGAGAGCACCUAUGCUCUCGAUAUGCUCAAUGUAUUACUUUUCGACGACUCCUCUGUCGGAUAUUUUGGACUAAGUCAAUGGCCUGGUCUUCUGGACUUGUUGCUUGAGCAUUUCAAACGAUCUUUAUACGACAUGUUUGAAGAACCGUCUGUGAAAGUGGCAACAACGAGCGAUGAGGAGGAGGAGAAUGGCAGCGGCAACGUCAACGUGGAGGAGAAACAGAUCGACCUUGGCGCUGUACUAAAUCCCAUUGAUCCCAACACAAAGACGGUUAUAUUGAAUAAUACCACCAACUAUUCUUUCGUUUCUCGUAAAGGUUAUCCUGUUAAAAUGAUUGAGCGAAACGAUGAUAUCUUUGUGCAAGAUAACGUUAAAGAGUGGGAUCUUCGUGGAGACGUUAAUCGUGCUAAUACGUUAGCAGAAAUUCCGUGCGAUCCUUGGCACACGACCGCAGAGCAUAUUCUACCAACUUUCCAAGCCGAAUUUGGCAACAUUCCCUUCCACAUGAGGCUGGUAGACAAAAAGAGGAAGGGCAUCAAAGAAGAUGAUGGUAGUUUAGUGGACGAGGACGAACAGCAGCAGCAGCAGAAGAAGAAAGUAAAGGAGGAAGGUGAAGUGGCCGACGAACAGGAAAAUGUUAAACCUACGGCACGAGAAUGCUCAUCUCCGGACCAGGCGCCCCCUCCCAACACAACUACGAACGCUUGUGACUGGAAACGUAGGACAAAAACAAAGACACUAAGUGAUGUGAUAUCUCGAAUAAAGAAGGAUUCUUCCUUUGCUGAAGAUUCGCCGCUUGCAUUAAAAAUGAUCAUGCCAAUUGAGACGGACGUAAAUGUAAAGACUGAAGUUGACAGUGUAAGUGAAAAAACAAAUUGCACGAACCAAAGCAGUCAAGAAGAACAAGAACAAUCGAGUGUAGUAGAUCUGAAAGUUAGUGUGAACGGCGAGUGCGGCGACAACUCGAUUCGCGAUCCGGCGGGUACCUUAAAACGUCGACGUAUCACUGAUUACGAAGAUGAAGCGUAUACAAGAGACGAGGCAAGUCUGGUCUUGCUGACUGAGAGUCAGGAUAACAUUGGCAAACGGUGUGUAUGCUUAUCGAACAUUCUUAGAAGUCUUACAUUUGUACCCGGCAAUGAGAUGGAGUUCUCGAAAAGUAAAAGUUUCUUGGCCCUGGUGGGGAAAUUGUUGCUGCUUCAUCACGAACACCCGGCUCGGACGCAGAAAACGAGAAAUUACGAUCGUGAGGAGGAUGCUGAUUUUGCGGAUUCUUGUAGCAGUCUUCAAGGUGAAAACGAAUGGUGGUGGGAUUUCCUUGUACAAAUUAGAGAAAACAUAUUGGUAUCGAUAUCGAACAUAGCAGGUCAGAUCGACAUUUCGGUGUUUAGCGAGUUGGUGGCGCGGCCGCUUUUGGACGGUCUGCUGCACUGGGCCAUCUGCCCUUCGGCCAGCGGCCAGGACCCGUUCGCCUCGGCGGGCCCGUGCUCGCUGCUGUCGCCGCAAAGGCUCGCGCUCGAGGCGCUUUGCAAGCUAUGCGUGACCAACAGCAACGUGGACCUGGUGAUCGCGACGCCGCCCUUCUCCCGCUUGGAGCGGCUGUGCGCGGUGCUGACCAAGCACCUGUGCCGAUCCGAGGACCAAGUGUUGCGCGAGUUUUCGAUAAACCUGCUGCACUACCUGGCGGCGGCGGACAGCAGCAUGGCGCGAGUGGUGGCCUCGCAGACGCCGUGCGUCUCGCUCUUGGUGGCGUUCAUCGAGCAGGCGGAGCAGAGCGCGCUCGGCGUGGCCAAUCAGCACGGCAUCGGCGCGCUCAGGGAGAAUCCCGACUCGAUGGGCACCAGUUUGGACAUGCUGAGGAGGGCGGCGACGACGCUGGUCUUCCUCGCCAGGCAUCCGGACAACAAGCCGCUCAUGGUGCAGCAAGAGUCGCGGCUGCUCGCGCUCGUUAUGAGUCAGAUUUUGGACCAGCAGGUGGCACUUUUGCUCUCGAAGGUGCUCUUUCAGAUAUCUCGCAGCUAAAAUUCUCUCUCUCCCCCCCCGACCUGAUCCGCUCCGCCCCCUUCCGCGUUAAACUGAAACUAGACCCAAGUGCUGAUGAUGCCUGCCUGCCUGCCUGCCUGCUCACUUCAAUCAAUAUGUAUAGUUAUAUGAUAUGUGGUAUAAUGAUGGUGAUGACGAUGACGAUGGCGAUGAUAAUUCAUGUGGUAGGACUAAUUCGAGCAUUCGAGCAUCGCUAUGUGAACAAAAGACAGUGACGGACAGCAGUGAUGAUGUGCGCGCGCGUUUGAUGAGAGUGACGUAAACAAACAAACAAAUGACUAGAGAUGAGAUGAGACCAGAUCUCCAAUAGCUAAUCAAUUCACAUAGUGUAAUAAUAAUAAUAAUAAUCCAUUUAUUGUACCAUUUUGUAAAUUAAGCGACAUACGUCUUUCUGGAAAAUGUUAAACAUACAUCCAUGUUACUUAUGUAUUUAUUAUUUGAUAUGAACGAACCCACCAAGAGACAAACAAACAAACAAUUAAACCAAUAAUGAUGGUAGUUAUUAAAAAAUAAAAAAUAUGUACUGUAGGCCUGACAGUGCAGGGGUGCAAAAUUGUAAAAAAAAAAUGUAAAUGGUGGUUGAAUGCUAGCAAGCAGAGCAAGUUGGAACAAGGCGAUGCAACGCAACCUCCGUUUUUGACUAUUCGUUUUUCUGCACACUCACUUCUCUUAUUUCAUGUUUGGUAUUACUGUGCGAAUGCUUUAUACAUGUCUGAUAAUGAAUUAACUAAAUAAAUGUACAAAGGAAGUACCGAAAAAUGGUGUUUUUAUACAAGUUUUAAUUUUCUAUGUAUAUUUAGAAAUGUUUUAUACAUCCCAUUUUAGCUGUUACUCUGUUAUUGAACAAGUAUGGACUGUAACCAGGGGCGUCCGAAUAGGACAGUAGCUGUCCCUUUCUAUUAUUUAUUAUUACAUUAUUAUUAUGAUUAUUAUACAUAUACUAAAAUUACAGCGCUUGUCUUAUGGUUUACUUUUACUUUUUCCAUCAAUGCUACUUUUUAUGUUGCAAAAUAUCCACCCAUUUAAUUUCAUGGGUAUCACUAAAUUGUGGUGACAUUCAAGUAGACAUUUGUUUGAUUAAGUACAAGUAAAAAUGGGACAAAAAAUAACUUAAUGUACAUAAGGACGCCACUGACUGUAAAAUUUAGAAAAAGGCAGUCUUGAUCUUAGAACUCAAUUGUAGUUUAAAAUAUGUGGUGAUAUUUUUCUGGCUGUAGGUAUUAAUUCAUCUUAUGUAUGAUUGCAUAUUAUAAAUUAAGUAAAAGGCUAAAUACAUUGAUUUUCAUUUUUUUUAUUCAUUCAUAACAUGUCCCUCUAUUUUUUUCUACGAAUUUUUCAUAGGUAUUAUUUUUACUCUUUUAUUGGCUAGACAGGGGAGUUGCACUCUAAAUCAAUUUCAGAGUUAUUUUGUACAUUACUUCAAUAUAUAUAAACAAAUAAUUAA
Brassicogethes aeneus is the source of this 8816-nucleotide messenger RNA. The record is from the annotation of a GenBank genome assembly. NCBI's taxonomy places the organism in Eukaryota, Metazoa, Arthropoda, Insecta, Coleoptera, Nitidulidae.